Klebsormidium nitens is the source of this 2571-nucleotide messenger RNA. NCBI's taxonomy places the organism in Eukaryota, Viridiplantae, Streptophyta, Klebsormidiophyceae, Klebsormidiales, Klebsormidiaceae. The record is from the annotation of a GenBank genome assembly.
CUAUCCUUCAAGUUCCACGUUUGAUUUAGGUGUACCACUUUCUUGUUGAUGGUGGCAGGCCCUCAAAUUUUGGUACUCUGCUGACUUCCCUACCUAGCAGCUUUGGGAUUACUACUACCAGCAUUCGUGGAUUGGUGGUGUUUUUAGCGAGCACGCCCCAAGGAUUCCAUGAUGCGCAUCGUCAAGAGGAUGCAGGUGCAGAGAGCACACCACCUUGUCAGCAAACACGUUUUAGCUUCAGAAUCCUUGCCGGCAGCCAAGCGCUUCUAUCAGCAAUGGUUCAUUCGGACCCGCAGUCAAUCAACUCUCCAAGGCAGUGCACAUCUGACCAAUGCGUGUCGGCAAGCGCACUCAUCAGCAAGUCUGAGAAGUGAGCGGUGUAUGAAACAUGGGUUGAAGCAUCUACGCUCAGUAUCAUCCAUCUGCAAUGGACUCCAGCCCUUGCGAGCAACAGGUCACCAGCAUUUUCAAAGGGACUUGCACUCCAGCACUUUACGAAACGGGGGAGAUGACGGAUCUCACAAGGGGGUUAUCCGAGGCAGUUCAUUGCAGCCGGUUGACUAUACGACGCUAGCGGCAUCGUGUUUUGAGCUGGAGACGGAGUGGCUGCCAUCGAAAGUGGAGCGAAUCACGCAGACGGACAAGCACACGGUGGCGAUUGGGCUGAGGACUCUGGAGCAGAACGGGUGGCUCUACCUGUGCUGGCACCCCGUGGCCGCUCGCCUUUGCACUGGCGGCGCGCCACCUGUUUCUCCAUCAGCAGACGGCUUUUCCUUCGGGGAGCAGUUAAGACAAACCCUGCGGGGGUUAGCGCUCCUGGAAGUGGGUUUGCCUGAGAAAUGGGAGCGGGUGGCACGCCUCAGGUUUGGGGUGCGUCCGGGGGAUCCCCCUGUGAAGGACCUGUAUGUGGAGGUUAUGGGGCGAUACAGUAACGUCGUGCUCACAUCCCCCCAGGGAGAGGUCAUUGCCUGCGCUUAUCAGGUUGGUUCCAAGAUGUCCAGUCUUCGCACCCUCCAGACUGGCAGCCAGUACGUGCUCCCACCCCCAGCGUCAGGGUUAAGUCCAACCGACGUCCAAACCCUGGACGAUUGGGCGGACGUUCUGGUUCGCGUGGACCAACCAACCGCCAGUAAAAGCCUCGUGCGCGCUUUUCGAGGCGUGAGUCCUACGCUGGCCGCGGAGCUUGUGAGCAAAGCCGGCGUCGAUCCAAAUAAGCCUUUCUGUGACCUGACCUCGGAAGAUCGGUCGCGCUUUUUCGACGCGUGGAAGGAUUGGUUGGAGCGACUCGAGGGCCGGCGGUUUCGGCCUGGCAUCGACAGUGCCACCGGAAAGUACACGGUUCUAGCAGACGACCCCGCUCCAGAGCCGGUGCAGAACGGCACUCACCACGGUCAGGCUGUGAAUGCGCCCUCGGGGGAAGGUAUUCACACCAUGCUGGACGAAUACUACAGCACUCUGUACAGCGGAGACGCAUUCGGGGCGCUCAAGCAGCAGCUGACGUCAAAGGUUCGCGCGGCGCUGAAGCGCCUGCAAGGCAAAGCGAAGGUGUACCAGGACCAACUAGCCUCUGCUGACGGGGCUGCUGACGUGGUCCGAAAAGCGGAUCUGCUUAUGGCGUAUCUGCACGAGUGCCCGCCGCGCGCGUCGGAAGUGACACUGAACGACUUCGAAACAGGGGAACCGGUGGUUAUCGCGCUUGACCCGGACAAACCGGCGUUGGCCGUGGCGCAGAAGAUGUAUAAACGGAGUUCGAAGCUGCGCCGGUCCCGUGCUGCGGUAGAGCCCCUUUUAGAGGAAGCGCUGGAAGAGUUGCGGUACCUUCAGGAGGUGGACUUGUCCUUGCAAGAGCUGGAGAGCUUUCAAAGGGAAGACGACUUGCGGGUGCUUGAAGAGGUUCGCGACGAGUUGAUCGAAGCGGGUUACGUCAAACCUGUGCCGACGGGAGGCCCUGUCUCCGGCAAGGGGAAGCGGAAGAAGAGCAGAGCACCAGGCAGUGCCGAUUUGACGGCCAACAUGCGCAAACUUAGCUCUCCAAGCGGGUUCGUCGUGCUAGUCGGCCGGAACAGCCGGCAGAACGACACGCUGACGCACCGAGUGGCCACGCAGUACGACCUGUGGUUCCACGCCCAGGGGGUCCCCGGCAGUCACGUCUUGCUCCGAGUGCCCCCGGGGCAGUCCGCCGGGCAAGAUGACAUCGGCUUCGCAGCCGGCGUGGCCGCGUACUAUUCCAAGAUGAAGGGCAACCACCGGGCUCCAGUGAUCUAUGUAGCACCCAAACACAUUGGGCGCCCUCGGGGAGCGCGGCCCGGUUUAGUAACGGUCGAGAAUGAGACUGUCGUUACUGGUGAUGGUUCCACAGAGCCGCAAGGCGUGGAGCAGCCCGUUCCUGUUUGACACUAGCAUCGAGUUCUGGCGCGCAACGAGGUGGUAUGACGUAUCUUGCGACAAUUGCUAGCCUGAACGCGGUAAUGACUGCCAGGUAUUGUAUCAUGUGCUGUGGGACAAGUCGAUGUUCACACUGCGCAUUGCGGUUUUCCGAGUAAAGUCAUUGCCGUCCAAGUUGCAUCUCCG